This is a messenger RNA of Aspergillus udagawae, 1575 nucleotides long. RefSeq lists its product as uncharacterized. Gene Ontology annotation, cellular component: membrane. The transcript has a single exon. NCBI's taxonomy places the organism in Eukaryota, Fungi, Ascomycota, Eurotiomycetes, Eurotiales, Aspergillaceae. The record is from RefSeq and is a predicted model, not a curated record. The coding region runs from base 1 to 1575 and encodes 524 amino acids. Gene Ontology annotation, molecular function: transmembrane transporter activity. Gene Ontology annotation, biological process: transmembrane transport.
AUGGCUUUCGAGAAUCUACGCGGAGCGUUCAAAACGCCGUCGAAAAACACCUCUCGGUUAAACGUGCCAGAAAUUCCUCAGGAUGAAUCACCAUCUGCUCGGAUUGAGCGUCUUGGACGUGAACGUCCAUCGGCAUUUCCCAAUCUGUGGACUGAACUCUUCUGCUUGUUUGGCAUAAUUAUGUCACAGUUCUUGACCGAGUUCUUCGUCUCAGGCUUCACGGUCAUCUUGCCACCACUGGCCCGAGAGCUGAAAAUUCCACAGGCCUCGCAGGUAUGGCCUGCAACUGCCUUUUCGCUUGUGAUUUCGAGCACUUUGCUCAUAUUUGGUCGUCUUGGUGAUAUGUGGGGAGGAUACCCUCUCUUUUUCGCUGGCCUUGCGUGGCUUCUUAUAUGGAGUCUAAUCGCAGGAUUCAGUUCUAGCCCUGUCAUGUUAGAUAUUUGUCGAGCACUUCAGGGCCUCGGAGCUGCUGCCUUUCUCCCAACGGGAGUCAUGAUUAUAGGCUCACUCUACCGGCCCGGGCCUCGUAAAAACCUUGUCUUUGCAAUCUAUGGCACCGCGGGUGUUCUGGGCUUCUUUGGUGGCAUUGCCAUUGCAGGGCUCGUGGGUCAAUUCUUACACUGGAGUUAUUACUUCUGGAUCGGCGCUGCACUUGCAGCGAUAACGCUCACGACAUCAAUAUGCGCUAUGCCAUACUCGACUUUGGCAAAUGACUCCCGAAAGAAAGUGAAAAUGGACUAUCUCGGUGCGAUUUGCAUCGUUUGCGGACUCGUUCUUACGAUUUUCGCGAUCACUCAAUCUGCACAUGCUCCCUCGGGAUGGAAAACGCCAUAUGUCCCGGCAAUUUUCCUCUUAGGCAUUAUUUUCCUUGCCGGGACGUGGUAUGUCGAACAGAAUGUUGUCUCAGAUCCACUUUUGCCUGCAUCACUCUUCUCAGUGAAAUCAAUGACACCUUUACUCAUUGCCCUCCUACUUCUCUACGGUACCUGGGGUAUUUUCUCCGUCAAUGGCUCACUCUACUUCCAAACCGUCUUGUCAGCUUCGCCACUUCAGGUCGUCUUGUGGUACAUACCCAUUGGCAUCGUUGGACUUGUCGUAAGCGUCAUUGAAGGGUACAUCUUACAUCUCGUCCCUGGCCAUGUUAUUAUGAUAAUCUCAGGCUUAGCCGCCGUUGGAUCGCAACUCCUCCUCGCUCUCAUUCCACCUAGUGGAGGAAGCUACUGGGCAUGGAUCUUUCCAUCGUCCAUUCUCAGCACUAUUGGCAUCGACCUGUCUACUAUCGUGAUGACAGUUUUCAUUACGACAGUCGUCCCAUCUUCGCAGCAGGGACUGGCAGGGGGUGUGUUAAAUUCCGUUCUGCAGCUUGGCGUCGCCUUAGUCCUCGGUUUAACAGACAUUAUUCAGUCGGCCGUGGUCAAGGAUAGGGGAUUAGAAAAAAGCUAUAAAGCAACAUUCUGGUUCGGAGCCGGUGUCGCUGGUGCCAGCUUGAUAAUUCUGAUGAUCUGGGGCAGGAUACCCAAAGCUGUCAGCUCGCUGACAGCCGAUGAAGAACAGGAACAGGCUUCUUCGUCCUGA